Molecule: messenger RNA, 1116 nt
Organism: Hippopotamus amphibius kiboko
Lineage: Eukaryota; Metazoa; Chordata; Mammalia; Artiodactyla; Hippopotamidae
Product: 60S ribosomal protein L34-like
Exons: 1
Biological process (GO): translation
Cellular component (GO): ribosome
Molecular function (GO): structural constituent of ribosome
Source: RefSeq, a predicted model, not a curated record
CAUAUUAAGAGGUAGAUGGUUAAAAAAAAAGAGCUCUGAAGCUCUCCCAAGGGAACUAACUUUAUUUGGAACAGAGUGUGGGGGUAUUCAAGUCUUGCUGCCCAGAAUAAUGGAGAUUUUGGUGGUGAGCAGUUAAGAGGAAGCUGGUAGUCCAUGUGAACAAGCUAAACCAUAGACAAGUUAGAAAUGUAUAAGAGAAAAUCAGGGAAAUAGACAGCUAAGGAGAGCCCUCCUGGGGUUGGAACAAAAAAAAAAGACUGGCCUUAAACACUGCCCCCUACAAAUGGGUCUGAUUUUAAUUAGAUUAGAGCAAUUUAUGUCCCAGGGCACUGUCAAAAUAGAAUGGUCAGCCAGAAAUUAGUGAAGGCUAAUAGUGAUAUCAACAAAGGCAGCCAGUUUACACAGGGCUCAGGGAAAGAGAGAGGAAAAGAAGGCCCUGCUAAAUCUACUGUCAUCCCAGGGUGACUGCCCAAGGCUGUGUCCUCUGAGGAGUGACAUCAGAGGCUGCACACUGUGAGGGAAAUAGACAUCAAUAACACAGUCAAGCCAGCUACUAAACAGGUAAGCAAAAAACAACCACGACAAGCCAGGAGAUGCAUUAGGCGAAGGUAGGGGUGUGUGGAGUAUCCCGAAUUGCUUUGUUAUCUAAAAUGUCUGGUUUUCAAUAAAAAUUAGGAGACGUACAAAGAAAAGUAUGAACCAUACAAAGGAUAAAAUACAGGCAUCAGAAACUGUUCGAUCCUCUUUCGGGGAUGGUACCUAGAGGCAUUCAGGAUGUUUCAGCAUUUGACAUACUGUCGUAGGCUGUCCUGCAAUACAGCCUGUAACAAAACCAGGCUGUCCUUAACCCCUGGUAAUAAAAUUGUUUACCUUUAUACCAAGAAAGUUGGGAAAGCACUAAAGUCUGCAUGUGGCAUGUGCCCAGGCUGACCCUGAGGAGUUGGUGCUGUGAGACCUAAAAUUCUUAUGAGGUGGUUUAAAACGAAAAAACAUGUCAGCCAGGCCCAUGUGGCUAAAUGUGUCUGUGACAGGAUCAAGCAUGCUUUCCUUAUUGAGGAGCAGAUAAUCAUUGUGAAAGUCUUGAAAGCACAAGCACAGAAUCAGAAAGUUAAAUGA